AUGAUGUGGCCUUUCUUUGCAACCGACGAGGAGAAAUCGCUGGUUUCCGAUAUCCUGGCCUUUGCGGAUUGCGAGUCAACUGGUGUCCUUGACUCCGAGGCUGGGGUGGGCGUCUUCAUGCGAAGCGGACUAUCACACACGCAACUGCGGGACAUUUGGGCCAUUGCGGACGAACAAAGUAAAGGCAGCUUGACCAAGAAGGAGACUGCGAUCGCGAUUCGAUUGAUGGGUUGGGCGCAAGCUGGGGAAGAACCGUCGCUGAAUUUGCUGCAAAAACCGGGGCCUAUACCUACCCUUGAGGACAUAUCCGACGUUCCUAGAACGAGGAAGAACGGUGUUGCCUAUCCGCCACCUCAAUUUCCACCAGUUUCGGACCAGGAAGUGCGAGGUUUCCACCGUUUGUUUCUAGCUGCUGAACCUGUUUCUGGUAUUCUUGCUGGUGACAAAGUACGGGAGAUAUUCAUGAAGUCCGACCUCGCCUAUGAGGACCUUGCCGCAAUCUGGAAUAUCGCUGACUCAACAGUCCGUGGAGCCCUAGAUUUCCAGGAAUUUGCACUAGGAAUGUACCUUAUCGAAUCAUUGAAAGAAUGUCGACUGUCUUCGGUCCCCUCCUCGAUUCCCCCUCAUAUAACGGAACAAUUGGCGAAUGUUAGUCUCGUGGAACCAAAGUUUCGUUCGCCACUUGUUUCUUCCGAUGGCCGUAUGAGUAGCCCCUUCUACAAUCCAUCUCUGAGGCCCAGUCCAAGGACUCCUUCUAAGUUCAGCCCAACUCUUCCGCCGACUAAAGACAAUGGUCGAACUGUGACAUGGGAUGUGUCGCAGUCCGAAAAGCUCGAGUCUGACAAACACUUUAUGAUAUUGGACUCCGACGGAACAGGUUUUGUGGAGGAAGACGAUGCUGUGAAAUUUUUGAUGCGGUACAAACUUUCUUUCUCAGUCUUAGUCCAAAUACUGUCUCUCGCUGACAUACGUAAUGAUAACAAGCUAACAUGCGACGAGUUUGCCGUAGUGAUGCAUCUCAUUAAGAAAAAGUUAGCAGGGAAUGAACUUCCUGAAGAACUACCCCCUUCUCUUAUACCACCAAUGAUGCGCCCCUUAUCUCUCCCGAAAACCCCGCAACCCUCACAACUCCCGACUAUGACACUUAAAGGAAAAGAGACCACCCCACCGGAGCCUGCAUAUGGUGCCAAACAUCGACUGUCACGUUCUUCAACGGGAGCACCACCUCGAGAACUCCCCACCGUGUCUAAUCGCUCAAGACAGACAUCUAUAGCAUCCAUACCCCUCACUUUUCUGACCAAUUCACCGAAAGUCCGUCCGCCGAUAGCGGUGAAGCCACCCAACCUUAGUGUUUCAACAUCACCACCUCCUACAUCACCACCUCCUACAUCGCCUCCCAUCACAUCGCCCUUCAUCGCAUCACCGCCGAUCGCUAUCAAUGAGCCUUUGGAAGAGCUGCGCACGGAGACGAAGCAGCUCAGGCUGCAAGUGGAAACCCUGUUGAAGCAGCUAGCGUCGCAAACGGACCGCCGUGAAGAUAACGGACGUCUUGUGUUAGAAAACAGCUCGCUGCAAUCUCAAACUCUUGAGCUCAGGCUGCAAGUGGAAACCCUGUCAAAGCGGCUAGCAUCGCAAGCGGACCACCGUGAAGAUAACGAACGUCUUGUGCAAGAAAACAGCUUACUCGAAUCUCAAAUGCGUGAAGUGGAAUCCAACAUGUCACAAGUGUUGAUGGCGAGUGAACAGGGAUUAGUGUCGGAAGAGAUAUCAGAGGAGAUGCAGCGCCUUUCCUCCCGAGUUAACGAGCUUGAACACACCGAACUCAAGCUUAGCCAAACGACGCAGAUGCUGACGGAGCUAAGACAAGCCAACCUGUCUCUCAUAGCGCAGCUACGCGACUCCCAGGCAGCAGAACAGUCAGUCAAGGACAAUAUCAUGGAUCUGCAGAAGACGCUGGCGUCGAAGGAACAGGAUAAUGCUGAUCUACAGGCCCGUAUUUCAGACAUGGGUGAGGCAAUGUCCGGGUCCUCUAGUCCUGGUACGAGUUCUCGCGAACUCCAGGUGUUGCUGAGAGACGUCACCCGCGAGAACGAGCGCCUAAAGGAGAGGGUUCGGGAGAUGGAGCGUUCGAUGGAGCAACUCUUGCUAUCGAGCAGAAACCACGCUCGACAUGAUGAGAUGACGAGGGAAAACCGUCGUCUUCGUGAACAGGUGCAAGAUUUGGAGAUGGUCACUGCGCAAAUGCAAGCAUCAACAGACCAAACGCAGCUGCAACGGGUAAUAGACGGCAUGACGCGGGAAAACGAUGAACUCAAGACACGUAUGAUGGAAAUGCAGAGUUCGUACUCUCAGCAUCGGACGGCGAUUGAGCACCGCUUGGCUCAAUCACAACGGCAGCUUGAGCAACUUACUCAAGAGAACGAGCAACUGAAGUCCGCUGCGCAAGCGACGGCUGCGUCGAGAGCCCGCAGCCCUGAGCAAGAAGAUAACAGUGUUCCUCCACCCGCUUAUGACGACACUUAUGUUGAACCAUAG
This is a messenger RNA of Laccaria bicolor S238N-H82, 2535 nucleotides long. RefSeq lists its product as uncharacterized. Gene Ontology annotation, biological process: endosomal transport; endocytosis. The coding region runs from base 1 to 2535 and encodes 844 amino acids. Lineage: Eukaryota; Fungi; Basidiomycota; Agaricomycetes; Agaricales; Hydnangiaceae. Gene Ontology annotation, molecular function: protein binding; calcium ion binding. The record is from RefSeq and is a predicted model, not a curated record. The transcript has 5 exons. Gene Ontology annotation, cellular component: plasma membrane; cytoplasm.